AUGUUGCGCUCUUUCUCAGGGGCAGGUAAAUGCAAAUGCCGAAUACCCGUCUCUCGGCAGCCCGUCUGCGGUCGGUUGCUGAGAGUCAGCAACACACUCACGCCAUGGAGUCAAUCUCGAAGAGCUGCGUCGACCGUCACUAGCUUGGACAGUUUUCCAAAUGUCGGAGAGAAACUCCACGGGUUCACUGUCCAGGAGAAGAAACAUGUACCAGAGUUGCACCUUACGGCAGUGCGGUUAAAGCACGACAAGACAGAUGCAGAUUACCUUCAUGUUGCCCGGGAGGAUAAGAACAAUGUCUUCGGUAUUGGUUUUAAGACGAACCCCCCAGAUGCGACUGGUGUACCACAUAUCUUGGAGCAUACCACGUUAUGUGGAAGUGAAAAAUACCCAAUUCGCGACCCGUUCUUCAAAAUGCUUCCCCGAUCAUUGUCGAAUUUUAUGAAUGCUUUCACCUCCGCCGACCACACCACAUAUCCCUUCGCCACAACAAAUCAACAGGACUUUCAGAACCUGCUUUCAGUUUAUUUGGACGCUACACUGCACCCAUUGCUGAAAGAAGAAGACUUCAGGCAAGAGGGAUGGCGGCUGGGACCAGAGGACCCUCGCCCCAUUCUAGCCCAGGGAGAGCAAGUUAAAGGAAGCCUGCAGUCAGACGAUGUGCUUUUCAAAGGAGUCGUCUACAACGAAAUGAAGGGACAGAUAUCGGACGCCAAUUAUCUCUACUACAUCAAAUAUCGUGAAAGCAUCUUUCCGGCGCUGAAUAACUCUGGUGGAGACCCUCAAUAUAUCACCGAUUUGACGCACCAGCAGCUGGUGGACUUCUCCAAGCGGAAUUACCAUCCCAGUAACGCCAAGAUUUUGACAUACGGGGACAUGCCUUUGAGCGGACACUUGAGGCAGAUCGGUGAGGUGCUGGAUGGCUUUGACAAGGGACAAGCGGACAGAGAUGUCAAGUUGCCCUUGGACUUGAGUCGCGGUCCCGUGAAUGUCACUGUUCCCGGACCUAUCGACACAUUUGCCGGCGAGGACAAGCAGUUCAAGACCUCGACCUCUUGGUACAUGGGCGAUACGACGGACGUCGUCGAGACGUUCUCGGUUGGAAUUCUGUCUUCCUUGCUCCUCGAUGGCUAUGGUUCGCCAAUGUAUCGUGCGUUGAUCGAGAGUGGGUUAGGGUCUUCUUUUACUCCCAACACAGGCCUUGAUUCUUCUGGUAGAGUGCCGAUCUUUUCAGUCGGUCUUACCGGCGUGAGCGAGGCGGACGCACCAAAGGUCAAGACAACUACUCAAAGGGUUUUCCGGGAGUCUCUUUCUUCCGGCUUCAAUGAUGAGAAGGUCCAAGGCUUUCUUCAUCAGCUGGAACUCGCGUUGAGACACAAGACGGCUAACUUCGGUAUUGGUGUCAUGGAGAAAACUCUUUCAUCCUGGUUCAAUGGUUCGAACCCUAUGAAGGAAUUGUCUUGGAAUGAAGUCAUCGAUGAGUUCAAGAAAAGAUACGAACAAGGAGGCUACCUUGAGUCAUUGAUGCAAAAAUAUCUUAUGAACGAUAAGUGUCUCACGUUUACGAUGGUGGGGACUCCCUCGUUUAACAAAGAUCUCGAUGAUCAGGAAAUGGUGCGUAAGGAAAAGAAGCUCAGUCAGCUCGUUGAGCGUCAUGGCUCGGUUGAGCAGGCUGUCUCCGCGCUUGCUGAAGAAGAGCUUCAAUUGCUCAAGAUUCAGGAAGAGGCGCAGAACGCCGAUUUGAGCUGCUUACCCUCUCUUCGCGUUGAGGAUAUCUCCAGGGAAAAGGAACGCAAACCCGUGCGGGAGUCCGAGGUAGACGGUACAGACGUCGUCUGGCGCGAAGCCCCAACAAAUGGACUCACCUAUUUCCAAGCUUUGAAUUCUUUCGAGGAGCUCCCAGAUGACCUGCGAUUGCUAUUGCCGCUGUUCAACGAUUGUAUCAUGCGACUAGGCACUCCGGACAAAUCCAUGGAACAGUGGGAAGACCUGAUCAAGUUGAAGACCGGCGGAAUCACAACAUCCACUCUUCACACAUCUUCUCCUACGGAGUUAGGUAAAUUUAGAGAGGGCCUGCAGUUUUCAGGAUAUGCUCUGGACAGCAACAUCCCAGAUAUGCUGCAGAUUCUCACUACACUCGUCACUGAGACAGAUUUCACCAGCCCUCAUGCGCCCGCCAUGAUUCAAGAAUUGCUGCGCAUGACCACCAACGGAGCUUUGGAUGCUGUUGCCGGGUCGGGUCAUCGAUACGCGCUGAAUGCCGCAGCUGCUGGUCUAUCCCGGAGCUUUUGGGUUCAGGAGCAGCACUCUGGCCUAGCGCAAUUGCAGGCUACGGCUAACCUCCUUCGCGACGCUGAGACCUCACACGAACGUCUUGGUGAGCUGAUUGAUAAACUUCGGCUGAUUCAGUCAUUUGCUAUUUCCAAAGGCUCUGGCCUCCGUGUUCGCAUGGUUUGUGAGCCCAGCAGUGCAUCACAAAACGAGAAUGUGCUCCAGAAAUGGCUGGCAGGACUGCCUCGCAACAGGUCACCCACGUCGCCGCUUGAGCUUUCUGGCGUGAAUUCGGUAGCCAAUAGGGUGUUCUACGACCUGCCUUACAAGGUCUACUACUCUGGACUUGCCAUGCAGACGGUCCCUUUCAUUGAUCCCUCCAGUGCGCCCCUCAGCGUCCUUUCUCAACUUCUGACCCACAAAUACCUUCACCCUGAAAUCCGAGAGAAGGGAGGCGCGUAUGGCGCCGGGGCCAGCAACGGCCCGAUCAAGGGAUUCUUCGCCUUUACUAGCUACCGGGAUCCCAACCCAGUGAACAGUCUCAAAGUCUUCCAGAACAGCGGGAUCUUUGCUCGGGACCGUGCCUGGUCAGACCGAGAACUUGCUGAGGCCAAGUUGGGCAUCUUUCAAGGACUUGAUGCUCCUGUGAGUGUUGAUGAGGAGGGUGCCAGGUAUUUCAUGAGUGGUGUUACACAUGAAAUGGACCAACGUUGGCGAGAGCAAGUGCUAGACGUCACUGCAAAGGAUGUCAAUGAAGCCGCUCAGAAGUUCCUGGUUGAAGGUUCUCGGCAAUCCAUCUGUCUGCUCGGCGAGAAGAAGGAUUGGGCGGAUUCCGACGGCUGGGAAGUCCGAAAGCUCUCUAUGAAUGCCUCAAGUGAGCCUGCGAGCGACCCCAUGAGCCAAGAUGGCGCCGUGGCGUCUGCUUAA
Messenger RNA from Aspergillus udagawae, 3198 nucleotides. It is a transcript of the gene cym1, whose product is annotated as pitrilysin family metalloprotease cym1. Gene Ontology annotation, cellular component: mitochondrial matrix. The coding region runs from base 1 to 3198 and encodes 1065 amino acids. Lineage: Eukaryota; Fungi; Ascomycota; Eurotiomycetes; Eurotiales; Aspergillaceae. Gene Ontology annotation, molecular function: metal ion binding. The transcript is spliced from 2 exons. Gene Ontology annotation, biological process: protein processing. The record is from RefSeq and is a predicted model, not a curated record.